This is a messenger RNA of Manihot esculenta (cassava), 1821 nucleotides long. Its product is annotated as protein FLX-like 2. The record is from RefSeq and is a predicted model, not a curated record. Lineage: Eukaryota; Viridiplantae; Streptophyta; Magnoliopsida; Malpighiales; Euphorbiaceae. Bases 209 to 1543 code for a protein of 444 amino acids. The transcript has 5 exons.
ACAGGAUAGAGCACACAUGCAACACGAAUAAAGACGAUAACAGUUAAAGAACGAAACGACAGCGUUUAAUUGCCCCAGAAUUCUCUCCUUGACAAGGUGCUCUCACUCUGGCCAGGGCCAUUCCCUCAGUUACCAAAAUCGCUCGUGCUGUUUUACCGUCAAAGAUUCUGUACGGCAUCUCCGUCCAGGUCAAAAUUAUAUAUUUUAAAUGGGAAGUAAAGGUCGCAUUCCACCCCCUCAUCUGAGGCGUCCUCAUCCUGGGCCGGGUAUAAUGCACCCUGAUGCAUUUGUUCCUGGUGUACGCCCUCCACUUGGCCCUUUUCCUCCAUUUGACAUGUUACCACCCCUAGAAGUUAUGGAACAAAAGCUUGCUGCACAACAUGUGGAGAUGCAAAGACUUGCAAUAGAGAACCAGAGGUUGGCUGCCACACAUGGAAACUUGAGACAGGAACUUGCUGCUGCACAGCAUGAGUUGCAGAUGUUACGUGCUCACAUAGGUGCUAUGAAGUCUGAAAGGGAACAACAGAUGAGGAGCCUUGUGGACAACAUUUCCAAGACGGAAACAGAACUGAAGUCUGCAGAGCCUGUUAGGUUGGAGUUGCAGCAGGCACGGGCAGAAGCUGAGAACUUGGUUGUAGCAAGGCAGGAGCUUGUGUCUAAAUUGCAUCAGUUAACACAGGAUAUGCAUAGAGCCCAUGCAGAUGUGCAGCAGAUUCCAGUUCUGAUGUCGGAACUUGAAACCCUCAGACAGGAAUAUCAGCAAUGCAGGGUUUCAUAUGACUAUGAAAAGAAAUUAUUCAGUGACCACCUGGAGUCGCUUCAGGCCAUGGAGAAUAACUAUGUUACGAUGGCUAGGGAAGUGGAAAAUCUUCAUGUAGAACUUACUAACACAGCUAAUGUUGAUAGGAGAGCUGUUGCUGGUGGGACAUAUGGUGGUGUCGCUGGGAAUAAUGAGAAUGAGACUUCUGGUCGACCUGCUGGACAAAAUAUUUAUGAAGAUAGCUAUGGUGCUCAACACGGCCAGGGACAAGCUGCCGUUCCUGGUAAAUCGGGUGCUGGUGUUGCUGCGAGUACAGUUACUAAUUCUGGUGCUAGGACUCCUACUUAUGCUGGAGCUCAAUCUGGCUCUACUGCCCCAAAAUCUGCUUAUGAUGCGUCCAGAGGCCCUGGUUAUGAUUCAUCAAGAGGACCUGCAUAUGAUGUACUGAGAGGAGCUGGCUAUGAUGCACAAAGGGGACACAUUUAUGAUGCUCAGAGAGGACCUGGAUAUGAUAUACCAAGAGGACCUACUUAUGAUGCACAACGAUUACCCGGUUAUGAUGCACAGCUACAGCGAUUACCUGGGUAUGACAUCCAGAGAGGACCUCAUUAUGAUGCAUCCAGGGGUGCCGGCUAUGAUGCAGCUUCAAGAGCAACAACUGGACCGCAUGGACAAAUGGCACCUGCAAACAAUAUGCACUACGGGUCUGCAACACCGCCAGCUCAUGCUGGAAGUGGAUAUGAGGCACCAACUCGAGGCGGAAACCACCCUGUUAGGAGAUGAGGACUUGGAUAAUACAGUGAAAAUAAAAUAUGAAAUCUAAGGCAUGUCCCUGUUGGGCAUCUUCUUUAUUUUUGUUAUCAGCUUUCUAAUCUAGUUGGCCUCUUGCAGCUGCACUCUUAGUAACAAUACUAUUGCUGCAUUCCUUGAGCGCCCUUUCUUCCCCAAACCCCAAUCCUAUCGUUGCGGGUUCAUUAAUUUCUCAGUUGUAUUCACAUCACAUGUUUAUAACUUUUUUGAGUUAUAUUAUCAUACUUCCCCAGCAAUUUUGCAAUUCUAGC